Messenger RNA from Galeopterus variegatus (Sunda flying lemur), 1755 nucleotides. It is a transcript of the gene NDUFAF1, whose product is annotated as NADH dehydrogenase (ubiquinone) complex I, assembly factor 1. The transcript has 5 exons. Bases 3 to 1136 code for a protein of 377 amino acids. The record is from RefSeq and is a predicted model, not a curated record. Gene Ontology annotation, cellular component: mitochondrion. Gene Ontology annotation, biological process: mitochondrial respiratory chain complex I assembly; mitochondrial electron transport, NADH to ubiquinone. NCBI's taxonomy places the organism in Eukaryota, Metazoa, Chordata, Mammalia, Dermoptera, Cynocephalidae.
AAAUGGAGAACCCGGCGGGAAAGAGCGGGGGACUCGGGCGGAAGUCACGUUUAAGCUCGGGAAGGUGGAAUUGGGCUAUUUUGCUGAAGCAUCUUUCCCUGGUAGCCCAGGAAGAAAUUUACAUUUUGACUUUUUCUCUUUUUUUUUUAACCAUGGCUUUGGUUCACAAAUUGCUGAAUGGUACUUAUAUUCUCCGAAAAUGCCCGAAGCCAAGUGCUGCCAUGUGUCCAUUUUUGGGUAUUCGCUUUGCAGACUAUUGUUCUAGUAGUCUUCAGAAAACAACUGCUCCCAGCAAAACAUCCCCACAGAGGAAGACUGGAGGGGGUUUGCAAGGACAUCACCAGAAAGAAGUUGCUCUGGAUAUAACUUCUCCUGAGGAGGAGCUUGAAGUUAGUUUUGAUAAAGCAAUUAGAGAUGAAAUAAAAGACCAUUUUAGGCAUUUGAAGGAUGAAAUUGUGAAUCAUUGGAUAGGGCCGGAAGGCCGUCCUCUGCAUGAGGUCUUGCUGGAACAAGCCAAGGUCGUCUGGCAGUUCCGUGGAAAAGAAGAUUUGGAUAAGUGGAUAGUGACUUCUGAUAAGACGAUUGGAGGCAGAAGUGAAGUGUUCUUGAAAAUGGGCAAGAAUAACCAAAGUGCACUGCUCUAUGGAACUCUGAGCUCUGAGGCGCCUCAAGACGGGGAGAGUAGCCAAAGUGGGUAUUGUGCAUUGAUAUCCAGGAUUCCAAGGGGCUCUUUUGCGAGGAAGAGGUCUUAUGAUUGGUCUCAGUUCAACUCUCUGUAUCUCCGAGUCCGUGGGGAUGGUCGGCCUUGGAUGGUGAAUAUCAGGGAGGACACAGAUCUAAUCCAGAAGAAGAAUCAGAUGUACAGUUACUUCAUGUUCACGCGUGGGGGGCCCUACUGGCAGGAGGUCAAGAUUCCUUUUUCCAAGUUUUUCUUCUCAAAUCAAGGAAGAAUCCGGGAUGUCCAGGGCAAGCUUCUGCUUGACAAGAUCUCUUCUAUAGGAUUCACCCUGGCGGAUAAAGUGGAUGGUCCAUUCUUCCUGGAAAUAGAUUUUAUUGGAGUAUUUACAGAUCCAGCUCACACAGAAGAAUUUGCUUAUGAAAAUUCUCCAGAGCUUAGCCCAGGACUUUUUAAAUAGAGAGGGUCAUGUGGAAGUUUUGUAUUACUAACGUAAGGGUAGUAGUAUCCACAAUGAUACAAAUUAAAGUAUUUCUUCAGUGGCGUCCAGCCAAUGGCUGGUAUGUAUUCCCUAAGACGAGGCUAAAAACUGUUGUUAAGAGGGACUAUAUAAAGGGAACACAGCAUGAACCAGGUUCUGAGCUGUGCUUUAGCUCACAGAAUGCAAGUACUGAUGCAGAGGUACUAUGUAAAUAACUUACUGUUUUUGGUCAGAACGGUUCCUAUGAGGAACAUUUCCCACAUGAGUAGGCGGUUUCCAAAGCAAGGAGUCCCUGAGAUGACUGUUGAUGAUCUUUUACCGCUAUUCCUGAUAGGUUUCUUUUAUUUUCUAACCCAUCUUUGAGGAAAGGAGUAUCUUUUUCAUUUUUAACAACUUGAGAUAUAAUUUACAUAAAAUUGGCCUGUGUAAGUAUAUAGUUCAAUGAUUUUUAGUAUAUUUACAGAAUAGUGCAGCCAUUACUACAAUCUAAUUUUAGCAAAUUUCCAUCAGCCCAAAAAGAAACCUCAAUGCCAUUUUGCAAUCACCCUUCAUUCCCAUCUCCAGGCAACUACUAAUCUACUUUCCAUCUCUAUAGGUU